Eucalyptus grandis is the source of this 2200-nucleotide messenger RNA. Its product is annotated as diacylglycerol O-acyltransferase 1A. Gene Ontology annotation, molecular function: diacylglycerol O-acyltransferase activity. Lineage: Eukaryota; Viridiplantae; Streptophyta; Magnoliopsida; Myrtales; Myrtaceae. Gene Ontology annotation, biological process: triglyceride biosynthetic process. The transcript has 18 exons. Gene Ontology annotation, cellular component: endoplasmic reticulum membrane; chloroplast envelope. The coding region runs from base 1 to 1845 and encodes 614 amino acids. The record is from RefSeq and is a predicted model, not a curated record.
AUGCCGGACUACCGUCAGAUUAGAGGUGAAGCAGGAGACCUUUUUCUGGAACGGCCGGACGCUGACAAGUCUACCUUCCCCGGUACUUCGUGGAGCCGACGUCUGAGAAAUUGCGUUGCGUCCCAGGGCCGUCCAGCCAAGCACAUACAGCAACGCCAACGCUCACCGCCAUAUCUCUCGAAGCUUCCCCGCGUGCCCGCACCAUCCCGCGGUUGCCGCCGUGAUCGCGCCCCCGGCCGCUUCAAUGGCGAUUAUGGACUCGCUCGAGAACGUCGGCACUGUCGAGACCGUCGGCACCGUCGAGACCGUCGCCGGCGCCGGCGCCGCGGAUCCGAGCCCCUCCUCCGCAGGCGACGCGCCGGAGGAGGAUCGGAGCCGGCCGCGACCGGCGCCGAGGACGCGGCCGAGGAUUCGCGCGGCGGCGACUCCGCGGCCAAAUCGGCUCGCUGCGACGACGGGGAUCACGGCGGCGGCGGCGGCGAAAGCCCGGCGGAGUCGGCGAAUUCCGCGAGCAACGAGAAGGCCGGGGCAGGGGAAGGCGGAGGGCGGGAUGCGGUGGCGAAGUUCGCGUACCGGCCGUCGGCUCCGGCGCACCGGACAGUGAGAGAGAGUCCUCUUAGCUCCGAUAAUAUAUUCAAGCAGAGCCAUGCAGGUCUCUUCAACCUCUGUAUAGUAGUGCUUGUUGCGGUUAACAGCAGACUUAUCAUUGAGAACCUAAUGAAGUAUGGAUGGUUAAUUAAAUCGGGUUUCUGGUUUAGUUCAAGAUCAUUACGAGAUUGGCCGCUUCUCAUGUGUUGCCUCUCACUACCGGUUUUCCCCCUUUCUGCUUUUUUUGUGGAGAAGCUGGCACAACAUAAGUAUCUUCCAGAGCCAGUUAUUGUCUGUCUCCACAUUAUUAUUACAACAGCCUCCGUUCUUUAUCCAGUUCUUGUGAUCCUCAGAUGUGAUUCCGCUGUUCUAUCAGGUGUCACGCUGAUGCUUUUUUCCUGCAUUGUGUGGCUAAAAUUGGUAUCAUAUGCUCACACAAGCUAUGACAUGCGGUCUCUUGCCAAGUCAGCUGAGAAGGAGAAGGGUGACGUUGUUCCUAAUUCUUUGAAUUUGGAGUACUUGUACGAUGUUAACUUCAAGAAGUUGGUCUACUUCAUGGUCGCUCCUACAUUGUGUUACCAGCUCAGCUAUCCUCGCACUUCAUGCGUCCGAAAAGCUUGGGUGGCUCGCCAACUUGUCAAGUUAGUGAUAUUCACAGGAGUCAUGGGGUUUAUCAUUGAACAGUAUAUAAAUCCUAUUGUCCAGAACUCACAACACCCUUUGAAAGGAAACCUUUUAUAUGCCAUUGAGAGGAUUUUGAAGCUUUCAGUUCCAAAUCUAUAUGUGUGGCUCUGCAUGUUCUACUGUUUCUUCCACCUCUGGUUAAAUAUACUUGCAGAACUUCUUCGCUUUGGUGACCGUGAAUUCUAUAAAGACUGGUGGAAUGCAAAAACAGUGGACGAGUACUGGAGACUGUGGAAUAUGCCUGUUCACAAAUGGAUGAUUCGCCACAUAUAUUUGCCUUGUUUGAGAAAUGGGAUACCAAAGAUGGUUGCUGUUUUGAUUGUCUUUUUAGUGUCUGCCAUCUUCCAUGAGUUGUGCAUCGCCGUCCCUUGCCACAUAUUCAAGUUUUGGGCAUUUAUUGGCAUUAUGUUCCAGGUUCCUCUGAUGCUGUUCACCAAUUACCUUCAAGAUAAGUUCAACAACUCAAUGGUGGGGAAUAUGGUCUUCUGGUUCAUAUUCUGCAUUCUCGGCCAACCAACGUGCCUCCUCUUGUACUAUCAUGACUUGAUGAACCGAAAAGGGAAAAUUACUUGAGCUCUUGCAACUCCUCUCGCCGGAAAAUGGAGCUGGUUAGUCCCAGACUGCGAUUUCAGGCUCCCCGCUGUAUCUUCACUCUGUAUGUAUUCAUCACAAGUUGCGGGUUACUUGUAAAGAAAGGGGGGGAAAGCAAUUUCUUUAAGCACGAUGACUAGUGUGGCGAUGACUAGUGCCACAGUCGGAAGCAACAAGCCGACUAUCGUAAUAACUAAAAAGCAGAGAAUGGGCACUGAUUCAGUAUCGCAUCGUCUUGUCUUGGUUAUGGCUCUUCUCAUCUGUGUUCAGCUCUGUAAUGUUCAAGCGAGAUUUUUCAUCUACUUCUCAAUUUACCUUCACUUUAGUGAUUCCAACA